Messenger RNA from Amoebophrya sp. A120, 2018 nucleotides. The record is from the annotation of a GenBank genome assembly. Lineage: Eukaryota; Dinophyceae; Syndiniales; Amoebophryaceae.
GCAAACGAUCUCAGGCUCGGGUCCGGCACAUUUCUUUUUCUCGGACAUUGCGCAAAGUUCUGUAGAAUUUUUGCAUCGAGAAUUUUGAAGAUCUUUCCGAUCGUCUUGAUUUUACCAAGCCUCGUACUUCCAUUGCACAAGAUCUUCUGGAACAAAAAAAGACGCGUAUAUACAAGUCUGCGACGAUGUCAUCUCGUGGACGAAAGGUAUCUCCCUGCGCACUUCCGCUGCUGCUGUUCGUUCUCACUCAGACCCGAAACUUCAUCGUCGAGGGGUCUUACUCCAGUUCAUUUUUUCACCGCCUCGGGAGUCUCGGGAGGCGGCUACGGGUGACGGAAGACACACGCGAGCCCUUGGUGCUGGGGGAGAGCACGCCGAGCAACCAGCGCCUGUCCUUGUUUCUGGCUCGUCGCGCACCGGAUUCUACUUCGGCUGUUCUCCCCGAAACGGAGGGCGGGGAGGACGAUGCGAGAGUUGGCAGUAGCGGGGACCUUCAGCAGCAGCAGGCUCGUGCCGUACAGGGGACUACACGCAGAGAAGAUGUCGAAAUGGGACGAGACAACCAGUACUCCUACACCGCGCCGGUAGAGUGGGAAGGUUACAGCUACUACGCUCCUCCCGAGGUCGUGGUUGCCAGCGGGCCACGACCUGCCGUGCCGGCGGAGCUCCAGGUGAACGCCCCUCCCGGCCUUGAAGAAAAUGAACGUCACGAGGCGUUUCUGCCAAGGCACGACGGAGGCCCGGCACCCCAGCUGGGCAUGCGACCGAUAAUACAGCCGGGGCAGGAGGACCAAGACCAACGGCUGCUUCUCCCUGAUAACGCGGCACAAGAACCCGCCCUUGAAAGCGGCGAAGCAGUACCGCGGCAAGAACUAGGACAACAAUUUCCCGUGCUUUUGGGUUCGACGAAGGUUCUGCGCGAAAGUGGUUCGCCCGGGGAAGAAAGUGAGGAUAGUCUGUUUUUGGAGCAACUUUUCCGUGUCCGUGGCAGUGCUUCCAAAGUGACCGCAAGAUGUGCGGCGCUACUAACGGUGCUGGCGUGUGUGAGCGCGGGGGCGUGCGGCAGCGCAGUCGUGCUGUCUGCAACAACGGCUCUGCGACGCCCGGCUUCCUCUCCCACGGCACGGCCCGACGACUCAACUGCCGCGGUCUGGGACUUCGAUUUCAGCAGCGGCGACGGCCAGCAACAACACGAGGAUUCCAGCCACCGGUUCGCGUCGUUCGAUCAGGAAGAUCACGACGCGCAUUGUGCGGCUUUUGCUCGGCAUGGCCGGUUUCAGUAUGACAGUACCAGCCGCGACGCAGUCGAGGAUCAGUUCGACCAAUAUGCGUUUUGGUUGGACAUCGGGGAGCGGCUCUCGCAGUGUUUGCAACGGGAGCAAAGAUCGGCUGUAGAGCAAGUGACUAUGCGCCGAGAAGAAGACCAUGCCCACCUUCCGUCGUCCUCGUUAACACGACCAACAAAGGAACAAGAUAACGGCGAGGGAAGUGCAGUCUCUCGUGCAAGUAAUCGGACAAAUGUUUCGGACGCAGACCUCGACUUGCGGCAGACUCUUCUUGGCAGACCGCAUGCAGCCAAGCAUGCGGUGCGCGAUGAGUCACCGCCCCCCUUCGGAUAUGCGCGCGGAGAAUUAAGACGAAAGCAGGAUGAGAAGGAGACCAACCACAGUACCAUUCCAAAAGGAACACGGACUCUGUCCGAAGCAGCGGUCACCGUCGUUCCCAACCCUUUUCUCUUCCGCACACAGACCGCAAGUAGCUGUCUCAGCGUGCCGCUUCACAAUACCGACGCGCAUGUUCACUUUGGGCCGCGGUGCGCCGUGUGCGUCACGGAUUUACACGAGUGUGUCGCCAGGACCAGCAGGAGAGCAGUCUGCGACGCCGCGUGCAUGGGUCUUGGUUUCGGACUUCCCGUGCGCGAUCUGAGAUUGCAGAAAUUCAGGCCCUGUCUAGAAUGCAGCACGCAAAGCACGGCAUGUUGGGACAGGUUUCAGCAGUGCCUGCUCUUUGUUCGAUAA